AUGGCCCCUUCGGCUAUCUCGACCAGCCCGCCUCCCUCAACCAACGGCGCCUCAUCACUCGCCAGCUACCGCGGCUACGACUCCGUCCAUUGGUACGUCGGCAACGCCAAGCAGGCCGCCAGCUACUAUGUCACUCGCAUGGGCUUUAAGCGAGUCGCCUACCGCGGCCUCGAGACCGGCUGUCGCCACGCCUGCUCGCACGUCGUCCGCAACGGCGACAUUACCUUCAUCCUGACCUCGCCUCUGCGCUCGCAAAAUCAGCUGGACCGCUUCACGCCCGAAGAGCAAGAAGAGCUGCGUGACAUCCACGCUCAUCUGGAGCAGCACGGUGAUGCCGUCAAGGACGUUGCAUUUGAAGUUGAUGAUGUCGACGCAGUCUUCUCCGCUGCCAUCCGGAACGGAGCGAAGAUUGUGUCUCCGCCAAAGAUCCUCGAGGAUAAGCUUGGUCGGGUUAAGCUUGCUACUAUUCAGACUUAUGGCCAGACGACGCAUACGCUUAUUGAGCGGAAUGAGUACCGUGGUGCUUUCUUGCCUGGGUAUCGUUCUGAGGAUGGGGCUGAGGAUCCGGUUGCGAAGUUCCUGCCUGGUGUGCAUUUGAAGCGGAUUGAUCACUGCGUUGGGAAUCAGGAUUGGGAUGAGAUGGACAAGAUUUGCGAAUACUAUGAAAAGGCAUUGGGAUUCCACCGCUUCUGGUCCGUGGACGACAGCCAGAUCUGCACUGAAUUCUCUGCCCUGAAGAGUAUCGUUAUGGCCUCUCCCAACGAAAUCGUCAAAAUGCCCAUCAACGAGCCCGCCAAGGGCAAGAAGCAGUCCCAAAUCGAGGAGUAUGUCGACUUUUACAACGGAGCCGGCGUACAACACAUUGCCCUCAUGACCGACGAUAUCAUUCGGGACAUUACAAACCUGAAGGCCCGAGGCGUCGAGUUCAUCAAAGUUCCGGAGACAUACUACACCGACAUGAAGGCACGCCUAGCCAAGUCUAGCCUGGUACUGAAAGAGGACUUUGAGACUAUCAAGAGCUUGGAUAUUCUGAUUGACUUUGAUGAGGGUGGUUAUCUGCUUCAGCUAUUCACCAAGCAUCUUAUGGACCGUCCGACUGUUUUCAUCGAGAUUAUCCAGCGACACAACUUUGAGGGUUUCGGAGCCGGGAAUUUCAAGUCGCUCUUUGAAGCUAUUGAGCGCGAGCAGGAGCUUCGUGGUAACCUCAUCUGA
Penicillium argentinense is the source of this 1212-nucleotide messenger RNA. Its product is annotated as 4-hydroxyphenylpyruvate dioxygenase family protein. The record is from RefSeq and is a predicted model, not a curated record. The transcript has 4 exons. Gene Ontology annotation, biological process: L-tyrosine catabolic process. Gene Ontology annotation, molecular function: 4-hydroxyphenylpyruvate dioxygenase activity. Bases 1 to 1212 code for a protein of 403 amino acids. NCBI's taxonomy places the organism in Eukaryota, Fungi, Ascomycota, Eurotiomycetes, Eurotiales, Aspergillaceae.